Molecule: messenger RNA, 5227 nt
Organism: Notolabrus celidotus (New Zealand spotty)
Lineage: Eukaryota; Metazoa; Chordata; Actinopteri; Labriformes; Labridae
Product: protein sel-1 homolog 3
Exons: 33
Coding region: 187-4983 (1598 amino acids)
Molecular function (GO): protein binding
Source: RefSeq, a predicted model, not a curated record
GGUUACCUUUGGUUUUAUGUUAAGAAUCAGCAUGCAGUAAAGCUCCACCUUACCUGCACUGUGUAUAUAGUAAUUGGGUGGGACUUUCUGCAGUUAAAUAUUUACCUUUGCUUCAUUGUAAGUGAGGUGGAGCAGGAUGAGGCACGGAUCUUGAGGCUUGUUCUUCCUCAGCCUGAACAACUUUUAAUGGAGAGAUUCAUGAAAACACUGUGCAAACCAUGGACAUCAACACAGCACGUGGGCAUCUAUCUGUUUUGUCUCAGUGUGCAGACGGCCCUGUGUUUAAACGAGAUAAUCCUCCUGGAUCCUCCAGAGGAGGCUCUGCCGGACAGCCGCCUGGAUGUGUUCUACUCUUGUAGUCAACCUGCCACCGUGCAGCUGGACUUGAUCGUGUUUCUGGACACUGGCCGUGCCCGCGCGUUCCGGCUGAACCACUGGAGAUGUGACCCCCAUGGUCCGAGCUUAAAGACCGUGAGGCUGAACCUGCCUGAUUGGUUGGUGUAUCGAGCUGAUGGGAUUGUUCCAGAGUCUCAGUGGGUGCAGAGUUGCAUGCUGGAAGCAGCAGUCACAUUCCCUCACAUAUUCAGUGACGCGGAGGAGUUGGUUGCAGACAGUGAUGUGGCCUUUUUAAAACCGAUUCCUUAUUUUAACCGACCUGUGAAAAGACAUCAGCUGUGCAUCACCUGGAGCAUGUUAAUGCUGCAACUGACUCCAGGCUUUUUACUAAAACAAUGUCCUCUGGAACAAGAAACGGUUCAGCUGCUGUCCUCCAUAUUUGCCUCCACUGGAGAAAACUUUGGCAUUACAAAGAAAUUGGACCCGUUCAGCAACAAAGCUCUGGAGUUUUUACGUUUUAAAGCCAUCUCUUCCCCAUGGUGUAUGUUUUCUAUGUGGGUAUUAGUGACCAGACACUGCCAAGGAAAGUUGUGUGGACUGUUCCAUCAUACAGACUCCCAGAAUAACUACAUCUCACCAUCACUGUUCCUCACAAACUCAGGUCAGCUCCACAUCCAGAUAAGUGGACGGUCAAAGAAAUCCCCUGCAUUUCUCUCACCCUUUAAGGUGCAUCUAAGAGAGUGGUGCCGAAUCAAUGUGAUGCUGCUUGCUGAAAGGGUAACAGUCUCUGUGGUGUGCAUAGACAAUGAGCAAAGGACAGAUUAUUCUGUGGAGUACAUGCUUGGACAUGAUAUCAUGCUGAAUGACACACAGGGACAUUUUGUGAUCGGUGGAGGUAAAUACAUCAAAGGUGUGGAGGGUUUUUAUGGACCAGUAGUUUACCACCGCAACAGAGUGGUACCUCAGAGCACGUCUGAAGUUGUUCUUCCAGAGGUAGUCAGGGCUGUGAAUCUGACUGGAUGGCUGCAGACAUGUCAAGCAUUUCGUCUGGAGAUGAAUGCAAAGAUCAGUGAAUAUUCUCAUCAGGCCCAACAGGGGAAAGAGUCAGACACCUGCUUUGAUGUUUACCAUGAGUGGCGGGUAAAGGAGAGACAGCCUUCAGAAUCACAGUGUGAGCUGUGGGAGGAAACUCUCCCUCAGAGGGGACGAGCUGUGAAACUGGUCAAAAUUUUGGCUUUCAAACAUGGAGGAAGAGGACUGAGCCUGACAGCUGUGGGCAGAGCGCUGUACUCAUUAUCACUUCACAAGCUGCACAGAGGUAACGGAACUGGAGCGGUCAGCACAAUAUUACCGCUGCUGCUCCAAGCUGGCUGCUUAGCUGAUAACCGAGCUCUGCACAUGGCAUCUGUGCUCUACAGCUCCGGCCUGGGAAUCAAGAAACAGACCUAUAAGUCCUGGCUCCUGGCCCUGCUGGCAGCCCAGAAGGAUGAUCGAUUAGCACUUCUGCAUCUUGGGCACCUGCACCACCAGGGUCUGCAUGGCUUUCCUGCAGACCCAGCCCUGGCCUAUGCAUACUAUGCAAACAUUGCUAUACAAACAGCAGUCCGCCGUUAUCCCACGCCUGAGCAGAUGGUCCUGGGUUUAGAUGAAAUAAUGCUCCUGAAUCCUCCUGAGGAAGCUCUGCCAGACAAUCUACUGUAUGUAUUUUACUCUUGUAAGGGACCUGCUACAGUUCAGCUGGACUUAAUCGUAGUUUUUGACACUGGCCUCUCUGAGAUACUCCGGCUGAACCACUGGAGAUGUGACCCCUUUGAUCCCACUAUAAAGGCUGUGAGGCUGAACCUGCCUGAUUGGUUGCUGUAUCAAGCUGAUGAGAUAGUUCCUGACUCUCAGUGGGUGCAGAGUUGUACGCUGGAAGCAGCAGUCACAUAUCCUGUAUUGGAUGACGAUGAGGAGUUGGUUGCAGCUGCGGAUGAGGCAGCUUUGGAGCCUGUUCCUUAUUUUGACCGGCCUGUGAAACGGCAUCGGCUGUGCAACUCCUGGAGCAUGGAUAUGCUACGAUUAACUCCAGGCUUUGUUGAGAAACAGUGUCCUUUUGAACAAGAAACAGUUCAAUUGCUGUCCUCAAUUUUUGCCUCCACUGGAGAAAAGUUUGGCAUCACAACAACUCUGGACCCAUACAGUGAUAAUGGUCUGGAGUACCUGCGUGUGAAAGCCAUCCCCUCUCCAUGGUGUAUGUUCUCUGUGUGGAUAUUGGUGACCAGACACUGCCAGGAAGAGAUAUGUGGACUGUUUCAUCAUAUAGACUCCCAGAAUAACUACAUCUCACCAACACUGUUCCUCAGAAACUCAGGUAAGCUUCACAUCCAAAUGAACGGGUGGUCAGAGGAAUCUUCAGCUUUUCUCACCUCGUUCAAGGUGCCUCUGAGAAAGUGGUGCCGAAUCAGUUUUAUGAUGCUCAUUAAAAGGGUAACAGUCAACAUGGUGUGUAUAGAUAACGAGCAGAAAACAGAUUAUUCUACCAAUUACAUCUUUGCGCAUGAUGUCGUGAUGGAUGACACAGAGGGAUAUUUUGUGAUCGGUGGAGGUAAAUACAUCAAAGGUGUGGAAGGUUUUUAUGGACCAGUGGUUUACUACCGCAACAGAGUGGUACAUCAGAGCCCGUCUGAAGUUGUUAUUCCAGAUGUAGUCAGGGCUGUGAAUCUGGCUGGAUGGCUGCAGACAUGCCAAGAAUUUCAUCUGGAGAUGAGUGCAAAGAUCAGUGGAUACACCCACCAGGCCAGAAGGAGGGAAGAGUCUGACAUCUAUGUUGAUACUUUCCACAAGUGGAUAGUAAAGGAGAGACAGCCUUCAGAACCACAGUGUGAGCUGUGGGAAGAAACUCUCCCUCAGAGGAGACAAGCUGUGAAACUGGUCAAGAUGUUGGCUUUCAAACAUGGAGGAAGAGGGCUGAGCCUGGCAGCUAUGGGCAGAGCGCUGUACUCGUUAUCACUUCACAAGCUGCACAAAGGAAGCAGAACUGGAGCGGUCAGCACAAUAUUACCACUGCUGCUCCAAGCUGGCUGCUUAGCUGAUAACCGAGCUCUGCACAUGGCAUCAGUGCUCUACAGCUCCGGCCUGGGAGUCAAGAAACAGACCUAUAAGUCCUGGCUCCUGGCCCUGCUGGCAGCCCAGAAGGAUGAUCGAUUAGCACUUUUGCAUCUUGGGCACCUGCACCACCAGGGUCUGCACGGUCUUCCUGCAGACACAGCCCUGGCCUAUGCAUAUUAUGCAAAUAUUGCUACGCAGACAACUUUAGACCGUCUCAAUCCCACACCAGAGCAGACAUUUGUUGAGGCAGUUUAUCUAAACAAUGACGAGGUGUUGAAUCUCCAAACUGAUAAGGACCAUCACAUCUUUCAAUGGCUGAAACUGCAGGCCCGCAGGGGAGCGACUGAAGCAGAGCAAGCAAUUGGUCGCAUGCUGUUCUGGGGUCAGCAGGGAGUGUCUCCAAACAUCCAGGAGGCUGUGAGGCACUAUGAAAGAGGAGCUGUCCGGUGGGAGGACCCUGCUUCGAUGUAUGAUUACGGCAUCGUUCUUCUGCAGGGUCAAGGUGUUGAAAAGGACGUUCCAAAAGCUGUCCGUUUCCUAAAGAAAGCGAUGGACAAGAAUUUUGUUCCUGCAAUCAACGCCCUGGCCUGGUAUUACGAGCAGCAUGAGAAAGACUAUGAGAAGGCAGUGAAGCUGUGGGAGCAGGCUGAUCUUCUUAAGAGUCCAGAUGCUGCUUUGAACCUUGGAGUCGUGUACUCACAGGGUCUGUACCCUGGAAAAGCUGCAGACAAGUUCAUGGCCUAUCAGUACUACCUGAAGUCUGCACAGAGAGGGCACAUCAGAGGAGCGGUUCAGCUGGCUGACAUCUGGACUACUGGGAUACCUGGCCACGUUGACAGACGUCCAUCAGAUGCCGUUUUGUGGGUGAAGUGGGCAGCUGAGCACAACGGAUACCUGGGCAGCAUCUUGCGGAGAGCCUUGGAUUCAUAUCUCAAGAAUGACAUGUUCCACUCCCUGUUAUAUUACAUGGUGGCUGCUGAGUGUGGAUACGCUCCAGCACAAUUCAAUGUGGCAUAUCUUUGUGAACAGAAUAAGUUCUUCAGUAUUCUGGACCCUGCUUUAGCUUCAAGUUGCAUGUGGAGAUAUUACAACCUGACAGUCCAAAAUGAAAAUCCUGACCCGUAUGCCUUGAUUAGGAUGGGUGACCUGCUGUAUGAGGGGCAAGCUGACAUGCCCGGAGACUUGUUUUCUGCAGCAAAGAUGUACUCGCAUGCAGCACUAAGGAAGGAGCCACAGGGAUGGUACAACCUUGGCCUCCUUGUUGCGGAGGGUUACAGGCUGCCGCUGUCAGUAUUGAUCAAUCUGGGCCUUUCAGAGCUCUACCUGCAAGACAACAUUACGCUUCAAAGUACCUUGUAUGAAAGAUGCAGAGAUUCAGAGGACACAGAUGGGUUCUUCCCUUGCAGCCUUGCCCUCUACAAUGUGUAUUUUCAAACAUUUCAAAAUGACUAUCACACUGCUGUUAAGGUUUCAACAGCAGCUGCCAUUGUUGCAGCUUCAACAAUGAUAGUAAUCAUCCCAAUUUCACUCAGAAGACUCAUGCUGUCCCUUAACUAGAGCCAAGAUUCACAACAGGAUCAACAAACAACAAACUGAGGGACUGAAGAUCGACCAGCACUUAAACAGCACAAUGACAUCUCACCAGUUUACAUAUGUUGUUGGAAAUACUGUACAGAACAAACCUGGUUGUUAUAAAGAUGGCUGUUUUAAAUGUAUUGUGGUUGUAAGGUUAAUUCUGUUACAAUACUGUAUUGUCUUUAAUUAAAUUAAUAUAUUGAUAUUAAAUUGAACUGAAUUGAAA